Pieris rapae (cabbage white) is the source of this 3897-nucleotide messenger RNA. RefSeq lists its product as uncharacterized. Gene Ontology annotation, biological process: regulation of mitotic nuclear division; negative regulation of meiotic nuclear division. Gene Ontology annotation, molecular function: protein binding. Gene Ontology annotation, cellular component: nucleus. Lineage: Eukaryota; Metazoa; Arthropoda; Insecta; Lepidoptera; Pieridae. The transcript has 2 exons. The coding region runs from base 236 to 1540 and encodes 434 amino acids. The record is from RefSeq and is a predicted model, not a curated record.
CACAGAAUAAUGGCUUCCAAAACUUUAAACGAUUACAAAAGUCUAACGUAAAUACAAAGCUUCAUAGUACAUUAUUUUCCUAAGUUCUAUAAAUUUAAAUAAUUAAGAUUAUGUUGCAAGUUGUGGUUUACAUAAUGAAGGUAAAUUUAUACUAACAAAUGCUUAAAACAAUUAUGUUUACCAGACAUAAUUAAAAGGAGACGAAGCUAUAGGGGAUUAAAAGUUAAGUUGAAAGAUGGAUAUUCAUUCAGAAUUUGUUGAGCCCCUGUCACCUAGAAUAUCUUACAAUAACAGCAGUAGUUACUGGAAAAGUGAGGAUAGUGGCUAUCAUACAUCUUUUACCCCUGGCUCAUUAGAAUGCUCCGAAGUAUCAAACGAUAGUAUUAACUCCACUUUUAUAAAAGGACGGAUAUGCUUCAGAGGUCCUUAUCAGGUAGACUACUUCAAUAUAUCUCCCGAUGACCUUGUAUCACAUGCCAACAUUUCAGCUUGUAUUAGAAAUAAUGAUUCUUUUAAAGAUUCUCCGAAAGGUCGAAGAGGCAUUAAGAGGCCGUUUCCUGAUGAAUUAGAGAACAUUGAUAUUCCAUAUAAUUCCAUACCUACUCCAACAUCCUUAAUAGCUGGUGGCUUGAGAAAACUAAAAUUUAAUGAUAGUAAACCAAAAGCAUCUAGGAGCUUAGGUCACACAGAUGAUUUACAUGAAUUUUAUAAUCUUCAUGAAAAAGUACACACUUUUCCAUCCACUCCGAUAAAGAAGACUUGUAGAACAAAUUGUCACUUAAACAGUCCAACAAGCUUAAAGAGGCCAGCGAAGAAGUUAAACUUUGCUAUCCAUUCACUCUCAUGUGAAGCCAAAGGAUUGCAACCGGUGACUAAAGUUACUAAGUCAAAGGCAGUGAAAUCUAUUCAAUUUAGACCUGAACAGAAAAUUGAUAUUAUUAAAAUGUUGUAUGAAAAGGUCAACAUGAGACCUCCAUUAAUGAAGAUAUUUAGUUACUUAUCUAAUGAGGACAUUUUCAAUUUCACUUUAGUUAGCCCAUUGUGGCUAACAGUCUGGGAAAAUAUAAGUGUCACAAGUAAACUGUUGGAGUACAGAACAUUCCUCAAAAAUGUGGAGGAGAAUGUAGAGAACAGAGAUGUUGCACCAAAAAUUAUUGGAUCACACCAGAAAAAGCCACUUUCAGAAACACAUAAUAUUAUAGUUUCAAAAACUCGACCCGUUAGUCCACCAGAUACACCAAGGACUAUUAAGUUCAAGAGAUUUACAAAGGCUGCAUCUCUGGAUCUACGAAAACAACUGUCUUGUGUAAGAUGCCAUCAACCUGCCAAGGUAACAGAAGAAAGCUCUGGAGAAGAAUGGGUGGAAUGUACAAGUGUUACUUGCUCUUACCAGUAUUGUAAGUUCUGUAAAUGUGACAGACAUCCAGGUAAGAAAUGCUUUAAAUAUGAUUUGGAUGGCCCUAGCCCUUCUAAACGGAAGAAAAAUACUUAUGCUAUUGGCACCAAGAAGAGCCGAAAAAAUCUGAGGCGGCUGUUGUGACUUAAGUAUAAGAAUGAAGUAUCCCAGUGAUUUGUUAUUAUCAUUGCAUUCCAUGUCCAAAGAUUGUUGAUUUACAAAAUCAUUUUUAAGAGAUUAGGGUUUUUUUUGAAGUUCAUAGAGUUAUCUAGGGUCUGAUCUAGUGCCAUUUUUAUUGAAGUAGGAUAUAACGGCAUUUUAUUUACCUCAUAAUUUACUUUAAUGUUUUAAAAUGGCUGCAUUUGAAUGGUUAAUGUAGGAUACCAUGGCGGUUUUGCUUUAUUGUAAUUUUUGGGACCAACAUCUUUAAGAUAGCAAGUAACAUGGGUGUGGGCGUCUCACAAAUGAUGCAUUUGUGCUUUACAAAAGAAUACAUUUUACUAGUUUUAAAAUUUGAAGUUAAUUUAAUGACAGACUGAUAGAUUUGCCAUAAAUGGUUAGUUUUAAGUUUUGUAAAUAAAUUAGUAAUAUAAUUUUUAUGGUUAUUCCAAUUAGCAAUAUUUUUUGUUUGUCUCAAAAGCAUUUAAGACUAGUUCAAAUCACUAGCUGACAAUGUACAAGUGUUCCUGUGAUAAUCCAUCAACUAUUUUAACAUAUUAAAAUAUUUAAAAAAUCUCAACACAUUAAAACUAGUAAACUGGUAAUAUUAUUAUUACCUACUAAGGCAAAAUAUAAAAUAAAAUUACUUAAAAUUCCUUAUUGUACUAGUAACACGCAAUGUUUGAUACAACUUAAAAAAUAAGAAAUUUUGUUUUAUAAUUGCCUUGAUUCAGUCACACCUUAAUAUCUAGAGACUGUCUUUCGCCAUUUUAGUUAUGUAGCAUACUCAUUAGAAUAAGGUUUUAAUUUGGUUUAAUUGGUUUAAAAACAUCACUCCUUUUAAUUUAUAAAUGUGAAAUUUGUACAUUGAUGUAAUUGGGAAGACAAUUUACUAUUAUGUCUUGAUAGAUUGAAUUAAUUAUGAUUUCCAUGACGUUAUAUUAAUACAUGCAGAUGCAUUAUAAGCUACAUAUUCUGUAGGAAUUGUAAUUUCUCUAACAAAAAAACCUUAUUAAUUUUAUUAACAUUCUUAUAAAAAUACUCUUUUUUUCUAGUCUUAUCAAUUUAAAAUAGCCAUAACUUAUAUUCUGUUUUAAAUUUAAUGUACCCAAUCACAUCAAAUAUUUAGUCAUUUUAAUUGAACAUCACGUUACAUUUUUAAAAUACUCAAUGGCACAAUUGUUAGUAAGAAUUACUAUUUUAAAGAUACUUUUAUAAUUGAAUUGGGGUCGCCUUCUGCAGUUUACCGUUAAGAGGUCCCUUCCUUGCUCGAAAUUAAACGCCUACGAAGUAAGACGCUAACGGUUUUUUAGUUUUUAAUUUCUCAUGUUAUAAUUAAAUGCCUGUAAAAUGAUUAAUGUCCCAUUGUUUAAAGCUUUUUUUAUAAACGAAGGAAACUAGAAAAAUAUUUCGGAUUAGAUUUAAUGGUAUCAGAAAAAGAAUUUUUGUGGUCCGAAAGUUUAAAAUUUUUAUCCAACUGUUGAAUUUUGCAUUUUUUUGAUCUAAUUAAGCAAUCUGAGAAACAGGUUUCGGAGGCCUUACAAAACUUUAUAAAUGUAACAUAACACCUGCACCAUUGAUAGUCAUAAUCCUUAAUUUUGAAGUAUUUGUAAUGGUAAUGUAAUAUAAUAUAUCCUAGUUAGUAAACUGUGCUAAUUAAAAGUCGCAGUUUUGUAUUAUUUCAUCAUCGACGUAAUCCCAGUGUAGCACUAGGGUUAGCAGCUGAGAGGUUUACGUACGUGUAUGCAAAUAUUUAAGUAUCAAUCAUUUUAAAAUAUACGAGAAUUAUAUUACGCUGUACUUGUUACAAAACAUGGAUUGAAGCAAUAUUUUAUUUGAUUGGUGAUGAAUAUUUGACACUAGGAAAGCCCUAACCCUGGAAGAACUCACCUUGACUCGAUGGCAUACCCCAGCUCAGCCAUAGAAAUGUAACUUUCUACCACAGAAAGAAUUAUUUAUUACCAAUUGUGCAAGAAGCUUCAUUUAUGUACAUUAUGUUGAAUUUCGCCAAUUUCUUCUUUUUUUGUAUGGGCAAAACAAUUGUGACAUCUAUAAGGUUUUAUGAAUCCUGUUUUCACAGGCCUGCCUGAUAAUGAUUAAUUACUUUAAAAAGUAAAUAUUAUCUUAUUUAUUUGUAAAUAAUUCUUUCAUUUUAAUGAUUAGAUUUAGUUAAUUUGAUAAUUUGAUUGAUUUAUCUAAUAAUUUUAUCUUGAUUCAGUAGGGAAGACUACUUAUACUUUGUUGUCCUAGUAUUUGUAGUGAUUAAUGUAAAUAUUGUUUUAAUGUGAUUUCUGAAUGAUUUACUUGAAAUGCUCUCUUUCUUAAUAAAAGUAUAAAAAUUG